This is a messenger RNA of Seriola dumerili (greater amberjack), 1391 nucleotides long. Its product is annotated as probable acyl-CoA dehydrogenase 6. Gene Ontology annotation, biological process: fatty acid beta-oxidation using acyl-CoA dehydrogenase. Bases 22 to 1326 code for a protein of 434 amino acids. Gene Ontology annotation, molecular function: flavin adenine dinucleotide binding; acyl-CoA dehydrogenase activity. NCBI's taxonomy places the organism in Eukaryota, Metazoa, Chordata, Actinopteri, Carangiformes, Carangidae. The transcript is spliced from 9 exons. The record is from RefSeq and is a predicted model, not a curated record.
CACGCGAUAUCGUCAACAAAGAUGGUGCUGCACGGAGGAGCUCUGCGUUUAAACCUGCUGGUCAACAGCAAUCACUUUUACAAAUUCACCUCAUUUGUCGGUGUCCGGUCGUUUUCUGAAAAAGUGUUAUCUAAACCCGAAACGGCCAGUGCCUCAGAGACCACGGGUGACCAUUUAAUCUACACACAACAGCACUUUGCAUUAAAGGAGUCCCUCAGAAAGAUCAUCGACCAGGAGAUCAACCCCCAUGUAGAUCAGUGGGAAGCUGAAGGCAAGUUUCCAGCCCAUAAAGUCUUCAAAAUCUUAGGGAGUGCCGGCUUUCUAGGAGUCAACAAACCAGUUGAGUAUGGAGGUUUGGGACUGGACUUCAGCUACAGCGUAGCAGUGUCAGAGGAGCUGGGCAACAUCCGCUGCGGAGGCAUCCCCAUGGCCAUUGGUGUACAGACCGACAUGACUACUCCUGCACUGGCCAGGUUUGGUUCAGCUGAGCUAAAGAAAGAGUUCCUCCUUCCGUCCGUCAUGGGGGACAAAGUGGCCUGCCUCGGAGUUAGUGAAGUUGGAGCUGGCUCUGAUGUCUCAAGUAUCCGGACCAAGGCAGUGAGGAAAGGAGAUGAAUAUGUGAUCAACGGGGGAAAGAUGUGGACUACCAACGGUACCCAGGCUGAUUGGAUGUGUCUCCUUGCCAACACCAGUGACGGGCCUCCACACAGGAACAAAUCUCUCAUCUGUUUGCCCAUGAACCUGCCAGGAGUGCACAUUGCCCGCAAGAUAGAAAAACUGGGUAUGUGGUCAUCAGACACAGCUGAAGUCUUUUUUGAUGACGUCCAUGUUCCUUGUAAGAAUAUCAUUGGCCAGGAAGGCAUGGGCUUUACAUACCAGAUGCUUCAGUUCCAGGAAGAGAGGCUCUGGGCAGUGGCCAACAUCGUGACAAUGAUGGACAACAUCAUUCAGGAGACCAUCCAGUACACAGGGCAGAGGAAGAUCUUCAAGCAGCCUGUCCUCUACCACCAGUCGGUCCACUUCAGGUUGGCUGAGCUGCAGACAGAGGUUGAGCUGCUCCGCUCCCUCCUCCACCGUGCUACAGCAUUGUACAUUAAAGGCAAUGAUGUCACCAAGCUGGCAUCCAUGGCCAAAUUGAAGGGUGGCCGUCUGGCCAGAGAAGUGGCUGACACCUGUCUCCAGUACUGGGGAGGGAUGGGUUUCACCAAUGAUGUGAUGGUCAGCAGAUUUUACAGGGACUCCCGGUUAAUGUCGAUUGGUGCAGGGGCUGAUGAGGUCAUGCUGGGAAUCAUUUGCAAGUACAUGGACACGCUACCCAAGAAGUGAUGUCAUAACUUUGCUGAUAAUGAACUAAUCGUUCAAAAUGAAUUGCUAAAAGAAAAAAAAAAAAA